GAAAAAUUGACAAUUGCAAAUGAUAUAGCACAAGGAUUAAAAUAUUUACAUGAUAUAGGAAUCCUUCAUAAAAGACUUAAAAUAAAAAUAUCAAACCCGGCAUUUCUAGAACUAAACAUUGAAGUUUCAUCAUCAGUAUCGUUACAAAGAGAUAUAGUGUUUUUGGAUCCGGAGGUCAUAAAAAAUAGGUACUCGGAACUUACUUCAGCAUCAGACAUUUACAGCCUAGGCAUUAUCAUGUGGUCAAUAUCUAGUAGAAAAUUUCCAUUUGAAGGCAUCACUGAUCAAAAAACAUUGGUGGACCAAAUUGUGGUGAAAAAUAUGCGCGAACAACCCGACAAUAACAUUUCACCUACAUAUAGCGAUUUGUAUCAAAGAUGCUGGUAUUUUGAUCGAAGCAAACGACCUACUAUGGAUAUCGUGUGUAAACAGCUAGAAGUUAUGUUACAAGAGGAACAAAAUCCAGAUUCAAUAUUAGAUGCUCCUGAGAUUUCUCAACGAAAUAUUGAAGCCUCUGAAAUUUCUCAACGAAAUAUUGAAGCCUCUGAAAUUUCUCAACAUAACAAUAACGAUCCUGAAAUUCCAGGUGAUUCUAUACCUUACAACGGGAAGUCCUCUGGAAAAACAUCUUUCAGAAAUAGGUUCAGAACAAAAUCUACUAGAAAAUCAAAGAAGUGCUCUGGAAAAACGUUCUUCAGAAAUAUGUUUAGAAUAAAAUCUACUAGAAAAUCAAAGGAGAAGUCUCCUGAAAAAUUAACUGAGAC
This is a messenger RNA of Racocetra persica, 764 nucleotides long. NCBI's taxonomy places the organism in Eukaryota, Fungi, Glomeromycota, Glomeromycetes, Diversisporales, Gigasporaceae. The record is from the annotation of a GenBank genome assembly.